UCUCUCUCUCUCUCUUUUCCACCCCGCUAUUGAGUCCAAUUCAUUUCCCCAAAAAACAGAAUCUUGCGUCAGCGCAACAGUCUAAAUCAAAUGAAUGAAUGAAAACUGAGCUGAGCCCACCAAUAAAGAAGGGUCAAAAACCCCCCCAACGAUUUGAUUUUUCUUGAUUCUUUGUAGUCUUAGUUGAUAAAAAUCUGGAUUUUUUUUAAGCGUGGCAAAAAUCACAGCUCGGUUGAGGAAUUUAAUCUGAUUUUUGUCUAGAUGGAGAGGAAUAGCAUUAAUAAUUGCUGUAAUGCAUGGGAGGAUAUUGACUUGAUAGAUAUCAACAGUUUUAUUGAUGAUGUUGGUUUGGCUAACACUGAUGAUCCUUAUGCUUAUUGGAAUCAGCCUCAGCCACCUCAAAGCACUGGAGUGGAGCUUGAUGCAUCACUUACUUGUGCUACAUCCCAAGAAAAGGAAUGUGCGGAAGUAGAAUGCCCGAGAAAGAGGGGACGUGUUGACUCUUGCAGCAGACUUGGAAGCAAAGCUUGCCGUGAGAGAUUAAGGCGAGAGAAAUUGAAUGACAGGUUUGCAGAGCUUUGUUCUAUAUUGGAACCUGGGAGACCUAUGAAAACUGAUAAACUAGCAAUUCUUGGUGACGCAAUUAGAAUUUUGAACCAGCUAAAGUCUGAAGCUCAGGAGUAUAAAGAGAUGAAUGAGAAGUUGUCAGAAGAGAUCAAGACUUUGAAGGCAGACAAGAAUGAACUUCGUGAAGAGAAACUUGUACUGAAGGCAGAUAAAGAGAGGAUGGAGCAACAACUGAAAACCAUGGCUCUUCCACCUCCAGGGUAUAUGGCACCUCAUCCAGCGGCUUAUCAACCUGGAUUAAACAAGAUGCCUGUUUUCCCUGGUUAUAGUUUUGUGCCAAUGUGGCAGUAUCUCCCACCAUCUGCCCGUGAUACAUCUCAAGAUCAUGAGCUCAGGCCUCCUGCUGCUUAACAUGCCUGCAAGAAGGCAUACAGCAUAUUUAGAAGCUUUGUUAUGCAAUUGAGCAACACCCUGCACCCUUGCAUUUGUAAAUAUUUAUGACAUGUCCAGUUGCCUUUUUUAUGUUAUUUCCUUCUUUUGACCAGCACCUUCAGUCUCUCAUCAAGGGCUACAUUGAUGAUGAUGCGAAAAACAAUUAAAUUUGUUGGACGUGAUGUUUUUAGAAGUUUCCUUCUUAUUUCGUUUGCU
Messenger RNA from Coffea eugenioides, 1215 nucleotides. RefSeq names its product transcription factor bHLH104-like. The transcript is spliced from 5 exons. Lineage: Eukaryota; Viridiplantae; Streptophyta; Magnoliopsida; Gentianales; Rubiaceae. Bases 262 to 978 code for a protein of 238 amino acids. Gene Ontology annotation, molecular function: protein dimerization activity; DNA-binding transcription factor activity. The record is from RefSeq and is a predicted model, not a curated record. Gene Ontology annotation, biological process: regulation of DNA-templated transcription; intracellular iron ion homeostasis.